Messenger RNA from Drosophila takahashii, 643 nucleotides. RefSeq lists its product as uncharacterized. NCBI's taxonomy places the organism in Eukaryota, Metazoa, Arthropoda, Insecta, Diptera, Drosophilidae. The record is from RefSeq and is a predicted model, not a curated record.
CUGUUGAGUAUCUCAGGUUUUUCGAAAUGGCUUUUCUAAAACUGACACUAUUGAAGAAAAACAAGUCUAUAAAUGUUCCCAUUAUGGUUUUAGACAAAUUCUUUUGUCGUUUCUCGAUAAGCACCGGAGUGCUUGUGAUAGGAACUUCCUACGUGAUAAUUGAUUUACUCCGGCUGUUUUAUCACCUGAUAAUCUUCUUUUUUCCAGGACCACUUUUAAGGCAGUGGUAUUCUGCUGGCAAUCAAAAGGGGGAUACUGUUCAUGGUCUAAUCACCGAUACUAUGAUGAAAAAUCGCAUACAGGCGAUGUCGGUUCUUGUUCUAGACCUAUUGACAGAUAUUGGACUGCUAAUGAGCGUGAAUUCCGGUCUAAUUUCAGUAACGAUUUGGUUGGUGAAAUCGAUUUUUAUGGCGGUUGUCUACUUGGUCGUUAUUCUUGCCCUAGUCUUUGCCUAUGAUCGCACAUGGUUGGCAUUGACUUUUAUGGCAAUAUUAGCCAUAGAAUUGUAUUUCUUGGUGAUUGUGGCCAUGCAUUUUGUGCAACUGCGUCGAUCAAGCGACUUAAACGAUGAAAACCCCAAUGAAACGGCCGUCUAAAUUCUAAAAGAUUUGAUGAGCUAUUAAAGAAUCGCUCACAAAAUCAA